AUGAUGGAGCUUUUUUUGGGUAUUGAAUCGAACGACAUGAAGAUACACAAGCUAAAGAAGUAUGUCGAAAGCGAGGCAUUUCUCAACGUGUGUUUCUUUCCACAUGAUUUUCUUGAGGGAUUGGUUGUGUUUGCAAUUGAGGUACUUGGAAGCGCAGAACCUGAAAAGAAGGCACCGUUUACAUCGGGUGGAAACGAGGCACGGUACACUGUACUCAGGGUGUUGAAUAAGUUUGUGCUUGGAAAGACGCAUGGAACGGAGCUUGUGCAGCUGCUGCAUGUGGCAUUGAAGAACGACAAUCUGCCAAACAUGAUUCUUGCGAUGAAGCUACUGAGUUCGCUCAGUCGAUCAGGAGUGGUAUCUGGAGAGCUAGGGGACAUUCAUGCAGCAGUUAUGCUUGGAGUAAUGCACGAUCUGUUUGGCAGCAUUGACACCGGGGAUGAGGAGCUGAUUGAGAUGUCUCUUUUUGCAAUUGGCGAGAUGUUUGACCAUGUGCAUGUGUUUUUUAUGGGCGUAGGCCACUGCGAAAUGAAACUCGAGCAGUUUCUUGCUAGGGCGUAUCGGCAUGUUAGGAUUGCAAUUGACAACCGACGAUUUAUGGACCUUGCAGCACGCAGAAGGGUGUUUUGUGUUGAGAUGUGCUCUAUGAUAUGUGGAUUGCUGAAGCUUACGUGCGAGAAUGCCUCAGUGCUGAUGAGGAUGGGGGCAUACCAGAUGCUUGUAGCAGAUAUCGCACUGGUGGGGAUGGCGUACUGCCCACCUGAAUGCCUAGAGAUGCGAAGGGAGAUAUGCUACUUCUUUGGGAAGAUAUGUGCAGCAAGCAAGGAUGCUUUUCUGCUUGCAAUGGAGAAGGUUGACAUGUUCUCGUUUCUGUUUUCUCCGGACAUGCUUGGCUCUGGGAUGAGUGGGCUCAGGAUGUUUUUUGAACUAUUUGGGCUGUUUAGGGAUACGCUUAGUAAGUCCACGGGCAUGGACUUUGCGAUACGGGUGUCUGAGGUUGUUGUGACGGUUUGCUGCUCGGCUGAGAAAACAUGCAAUGAGAUUGAGAACGAGCAGUGCAACGAGGGGAUAGAAAGCAAUGAAUGGAAACUCCGAGUGCAUAUUGAGCUGAUGAAGAUGUGUUUGAAGGAGAUGAACACGGUAUUGAAGCAUUUUGGAACAAGGAUUGGGGAUGCUGAUGACAUGAGCCCGGUGUAUAUCAGGAGUUUUUAUGACCUAGACACGAUAUUUGCAGGUGUUUUCAGGGUUGUAGGGGUAAUAAGCAAGCAAUACAAGGAAGUGAGUGAGAAGAGGAAAGAAGGAGGUGUAGACGGAGCGGAGCGAUCAUGUGCAAGAAUGCAGAAUCUGAAUGUGUGCAAGGAGAGCAGAGAAUCGCUGAAAGAGAUGGUGUUUUUGUUUGUGUGCUGCUUCAAGGAGGUGAUAGGAAGGAUCAGAAUGGCUGAGAAAGCAGGAGGCAUCGAUAGGUUUUCGACCACAGAGAUCCAUGUGCUGCGUAGGAUGUUUGAAAGGUCGUUUGGCGUGUUUUUGUGUGAGAUUGACUGGAAUGAGUAUGUUGUGGGAGAGUUCUAUUCGGUACUGGGCAUGCUGUGGGAGAAUGUUGCAAUGGAUAUUUCGGAAUGUUUUUGUGAGAGAAGCUUUGAGUUGUGGGUUAGGAGCGAGAGGUUUAUUGGAGUGUGGAAGGCAGUAUGUAAGAAUGCGAUUUUAGGCAAUCCUGUUGUGUCGUAUGGGUUGCGAUGGAUUCUUACAGAGCUUGGGAAGGGCGAGGCCGAGGGAAUCAAGCGGGUUGUGAGGCAUUUGGUGCUUUUUUUCAGCAACGAUGCAAAAAAGAUAAAGCGUACGAAUGUGUUUCUGAUGCACAAGAUGAUAUCUGUUCUUAUGACGAAGGAUGUAAGGAACAUGAGAUGCUUUGAGAUUCUGCUUGAGGUUUUUGAAGCAUUCCGAGGGAUACCUGAGAGCAGUGCGUUUUUCCAGAAGUAUAUUUUUGACAACUUUCAUCGGAUUGUUGAACACUUGAUGCGACUCUAUGACAGCCAGAAGAAGGAGAUUUUUGUAAGGUUGAUAUUUGCACUACCAGUGAGUGUGAAUCUUGUUGAGGCCGACAUUCAUGUUCUUGUGAGGCCGAUUGAGAAGGGCAUGGGGCUUGACAUGGGCACGCGGAUAAGGGCAUUGUCUAUUCUUGUGUAUGUGCUUGAUUUUUCGAAGCAGGAGAGGAUUGCAGGGCUUGAAGAUGUGUGGAGAAGGAUUAUUAAGGGUGUGUAUGAAGGUCUGGGAGAUGGAAGGACGUCGCUGUUGUGUUCGAAGAUCCUAGGCAAGCUGAAAAGUUACCAUAGGGUAUUUAUAGGGCAUGGCGAAGGGGAUGGAAGGAGUGUGAAUGGAGACGUAAUGCGAAUGGUGGUUGGUGGAGAUGUGCCAUUGUGCAGUUUAUUUUUUGAAGCCGUGGAGAAGCUCCGAGGAGGAUAUGAGUACAGAGAAAUGGAUUUUGGAUCUGAAGGAGCGAUUAUAAGGUUUAGAAGAGUGUGCGGGAGGAAGAUUGGAGAAGAGGAGCAAGGAAUUGCGUUUAAGUUUGUUGCAAGAAUGCUGUAUGGUAUGAUUGGAAUAGAUGCAGUGAAAAAGAAAAAGGUGAUAUGCAACUUGAGGGAGAUUGUCAGGGAGACAAGCAAUUCAGAAGUUGCUGUGCUGAAUGUAUUAGAGCAUGUAUACACGGGAAUGGUUGGGAAUGAUAUGAGACUGUUGGGCAUGGGGAUUGAUAUGCAAUGCAUGUAUGAUGGGAUUCUUGGGCUUUUUAACUGCUACGGAACAAGCCAUGAGGAGGAUGCACAAGGGCUCUUACACAGUAUAUAUGGGCUGGGGUUUAUUAACAAGAUUGUGAUGUUUUACAAGGGAAGGGAUGAACGGAUAAGCAUGCUACCUGAAUGCGAGGUGCUGCUUGAUGCACUUGCUGAGUCUUUUGGGGAUGUUGGGAGCAAGAUGCCGUUUAUGGUGUUUUUGGUGAUGGUGCAGCGAGGAUAUGAAAUGAUUGGAAGGAAGAGUGAAGGGUUUUGGAAUGAGUUUUACGGAAGCAUGUUUCUGAAGCUUGAAGGGCUGUGCAAGCUAUCUGACGAGAGGAGCAAGGAGGCAGGGAUGAAUGGAAUGCUGUGUUUAGCAGCAGUGAUGCCGGUAAGGGAGAUGGUACGACUAAGGAUGUGUGGGAAGAUGUUUUCGAGUGUGUAUGGGCACUUUAUACCGCCUGUGGCAGAUGACUAUGAAGUGCCAUUGAAGCUUGUGGUUUUUAUACUGAGGUACAAGUAUGGAAUGGUGAGGAGAUGUGCAAGGCUGGAAGGCCUGGGAAAUGAUGAUGCAGAGGGAGAGCUUGGGGUAUUUGUUGGUAGGUUGUAUGAUGUGAAUAGAAGAGUGGUUGAGUUUUCUAAGCGAGUGCUUUUGGAGGUGAUGAAGAAUGAAGCGCCAGGGAUACUUUGCAGGCACAAGGGAGCGAUAUUUAAGUUUCUGAAAAGCGAGUAUGUGAUUUGGAGCCGGACGAUGAUGGUGAGGCAUCUCGAGGUGUUUGUGUUUUGCGUAGUGAAUGGAGGAGAGAUAUUUGAUGAGUCUGAGAUGAGAUACCUGAUUGGCAAGUUUAUUGACAACGCGAUGCAUAAUGAAGAACUGAAGGAGAUUGAAGGAGCAUAUAAUGGGCAUGGUGAUGCUGCGAAAGUUGCAGCAAGAGGAUGUGAGUGUGAGAGGAGUGGAGGAGACGAGAUUGUUGAGAUUAGGGGGAUAGCGAGGAGUGUGAGUGAAUUGAGUGCAAGGGACUAUAUAGAGAUGUGCAUAGAGGGGUUACCUGAAGUGAGGUGUAGCAGAUGCAUGCAGUGGAUUUACACAAACGAAGAUGCAUGGCCAAAUCAGUUUGCGAACGAAGGAAACGAGCUGAUGUAUUGGAUGAAUGAGUUUUACAUGAUAGUGAUCAAGUACUCGAAGAAUGCGGAGGAGAUAAGGAAGGGGAUGGAGUAUGUGAUGAAGCAUGCGAAUGGAGAUAUGACUGAGUGCAUAAAAAUGAUGUAUUUGCAGAGGCCUAUUGAUGUAAGGAAGAUGCUGCUUGAGCAAGUGGAGGCAAGGAUGAAUGAAAGGCAUGAUUACAAGGUGAUUGGCCUGCUUGUUGGAAUGUACAAUGUGUUUGAGAUGCCGGAUGACUCGAGGAUUACGAUGUUGGCUAUAAAGGCACUGAAUGAGAUGCGAACAUCAAAGGAUUUUCUGGUGAUGAUGCAUGAUGAAAGGAAUUUGGUGUUUUUUAAGGCGCUUGAGCUUGGGCUUCUGCUGAAAGGGCAGGAGCCGGUGUAUAGCGAGAUAUUGGAAGCAUAUGUGGCAUUGGAUGGAUAUGGGAAGGAGUAUGCAACGAAAGCAUAUGCAAAGAUUGUGGCAAGUGUGGGAAGGCUUGGGGCGCAAUUUAUUGGAUGUAUGAUUCGAAGGAUACAUGAGUCGGCAGUGUAUGAGCUAUGUGUGAGCCUGUGCAAGGAAUCGGAUGACUUCAGUAGGAUAAUGGCUGAGAUGAAGAACAUGAUUGCAGAGAGGAUUUCGCAAGCAUAUUUCCGAAUGGAAGGAGUGCGUUUGUUUGAUGGGAAGGUGUUUUUGAAUGCAUACAAGUUGCUUUGUUUGAUAGGAUACGAGAUGAGAACUAUUGAUGUGCAAGUGAUUCUUGGGAUGUAUUCUGAGAUGAGGAGUAAAGCGAAAGGAGGAUAUGAGAUACGAAGGCUUAUAGGAAGGUGUAUUGGAGAGUUCUGUGCGGAGGAUUUUGAGAUGCUGUUUAAGGUUGAUCCUUGGCUUGUGAUGAUUGACGGGAUUGAUCCUGGAUGUUUCAGCGGCAAGCUGAGUCCAUCAACACUUAAGUGUAUGUUGAGAAGUGUUGACAAGAGGGACAAGGAGAAGGUUGUGAAGCUUGUGGAGUGUUUUGGAGAUAACAAGCACAUGCUGGUUGAGCUUUUUGUUGGGUUGAAGAUAAGGAGCGAGGAGCUUUUGAAGUAUUCUCGAGAGAAUAUUCAGAAUGUGAAUUUGAGGGGGGUGUUGCUGUAUUAUCUGUGUACUUUUGAGGCAAGCAGCAUGUAUUUUGAGAUGCUAUUUAAGAUGCCUUAUCAGGACCGAAGGUAUACGGUGUAUUGCUUGGAAAGGCUUGUUGACGCGGCAGGAGCGGGGGUGUUUGAAGAGAUAGUGCUGGUUGUGCUGAGGUCUGAGGUACGAUCGAAGACGAGCGGAUGGAUAUUGUUUCCACUGAUGAUGUCGAGGCCCGAGCUGAUUAGCAAAAGAAUAGGAAUGGAGCUUAUUGGGGUGAUAUGCAAGCUGAUUAAGUCUAAUGUGCGAUCGCAGGUAAGGAUUGGAUUUAGGCUGUUUAAGGUGUUGUAUGAUAGGUACUGUGAGUGGAAAGAGGCGAAUGAAGGAGAGGCAUACUGUGAAGAAGGAAUGAUGAAUGUGUAUACUAUGAUGUUUGUUGGCUAUGUGAGUUCUGACAAGGAUUAUGUUGAUGAAAUGAUUGCAGGAUGCAAGCUGAGGUUGAAUUUUGGGCUUUUGAGUUUGGAGCCUGAGAAGGUGAAUACAGAAAAGAUGAUGAAGGCGGUUGAAGAGGAGAUGCAAGGAGAGAAGUGUGAAGAGUAUAAGAUGGAUGUGAUCAGGGCUGUGCUGGAAGUUAUUCCGUUGAGUGUUUGGAUGAGCGGAGAGGUUAUGGCAGGAACUAUGCAACGAAUAGUGAAAGGAAAGAUGAUGAAUUAUAAAGAGAUGUGUAUGCAUCUUGAAGAUGAGGAGGUCAAGUAUGCAGGAACAAGCUUGUAUAGUCUGAUGAGUGUAUUGUGCGAUAGGAUGGAUGUGGAUGAGAGCGAGGAUGUGGAGGGCGACUUGAUGAGUUGUUUGCUGAUUGUUAAGUUUUUGAUUGCAGAGUAUGGCAAAAACAAAAGUGCGAAGUAUUUUGGAUGGAUAGAGCAAGGGAUUGAAAGGAUAACUUAUGAGCUGUGUGAAAUGGAAGGGAUGGAGAGUGUGGUUUGUGAGAUGUGUUCGAUGCUUAUGGAAGCACUUGGAAGCGAGCUGCUGGAUGUUGAGAUGAUAAGUAGCAAGGUGUGUUUUAUGAUGCCUGACCUGAGGAUACCGCUUUCAAGGAAGAUGGAGAUGCUUGGGCAGCUUUCUGCAAAGGGGUGUGAUGAAGAUGUUGUAGGGAUGCUGGCAUUAUCUGUUGUGAAUAGGUACAAGUAUUGUGGAGUUUGUGUAGGAGACGAGGCGCAUGUGUUUUUUAUGAAGGGAUUGUGCUCCAGAAGUAAGGAACUAAGACGAGGAUGCAUUGAUUUGCUGAAUGCGAUACUUCCUCGGAAUGAGAGCUUAAGAGUUAGAUGGCUGUUGAAUGUGGAUUGGAAGGAAUGCAGAAUGGUUGAGUAUGUAUUUCUGGUGAUGAUGAUGUAUUCGCAUGAUGAUGUUAGGAUUGUUGUAAGGAAGUGCGGUGGCUAUGGAAUAGGAGAUGUGAGUGUAUGGAGGAUGGAUCAAGUGGAGGAUGAGCUAAGACUGAGUAUUGGAAAUAUGGAAGAUGUUCUGCAAAACGGGAUUGAGGGAAUUGAUGUGUAUGGCGACCGGAUGAGUGUUGAUGAGAUUGCGGAUGCCUUUUACAGUAUGCAGGAUGCUGUAAGAAAUGUGUUGCCUGAUGUUCUGAAGAGAGCGAUAUGUAGGAUGGAGAAGAUGGAUUAUAGGGAGGUGUUUGGAGAGUUUGUUGGGUUUAUUGAGCAAAUGGCAAGCAUGCCUCGUGUGGUAGAAGGGUUUCUGCAAGGGUUUGAGUGUAUCCUGAGGUAUGCAAAAGAUGAGUGCAAGGAUGAGUUUGAUAGGAUGGUUGAGAGGUUUGCAGGAGGAGAUGGAUGGUAUGGGAUACUGGAGUAUGCUGGCGAGAAUCAGAGGAUAAGGAUUUAUGAAAGACUUUUGGAUGAGGAUAGGAUGCUUGGGAUGUGGCGCAGCGUGUGUGUUUUUCCUGAAACGAUGCAAGGAAGCUUUUUACAGCAGAUUGGAAAGACUAGAGAUGCACAGGUGAAGUAUGAGGAAGUACAGAAGAAGGCAAGUGAUCGCAAGAUAUCGUUUGAAAAGGAGGAGUAUGGCGAGUGGCAGAAGAGAUGGGUUGAGUGUGCAAAGGAAUUGCAGCAAUGGGAUGUGUGCUAUGAAUAUGGAAUGCAUGUUAAGGAUUAUGAGCUUGGAAAGGAGUGCCUAUGGCACAUGUGUGAUUUUAGCAAUCAGGGAGCAUUGGAAAAGUUUAAUGGGCUUGUGUGUGCAGGAUCUGGGUUUGAGCAGAGACUUUACGAGGCGUUUGGGGAUUUUUUUUUGAAUAUGUCGCUUGAGAAGAUCCGAGGAUGCAUUUCUGAUGGGAUUAGGGAGAUUCGAAGGUAUCCAGCAUGUUCUGUGAUCGGAUCGAAGCUGCUGAUGCAUUUGCAGAUUAUGAUUGAGAUGAUUGAAUUUGAGCCGAUGCUGAGCAGCAAAGCGGAUGGAGAGACAUUGACAUCGGUUUUGUUCAGAUGGAAGGACAAGGAGCCAUGCGUGCUUGAUGGGAUUGGAAUAUGGGGAAUGUUUAAAGCAUGGAGAGUGCAUGCAUAUUCGAAGCUUGGGGCGCCUGACAGAAUGCAGGUGGAUAACAAGGCAGCUGCAAGGGGGCAUGUAGGAAUACAGCAUCCAGGUAUAAAGGUCGGAGGCAAUGAUAAUGGAAUGAAAGUACGAAGGGAGAUUGCAAGCAGAGCAGUGAAUGAGAUGGCGAAGGUACUGAAUGCAUUUUCUAAAGCUGCGAUUGUCGAUGGAUACUGCGAUGUGGCGUUAUUUCAAUUGAGGGAGGUGUUUGACUUGAGUAGCAUUAAGGUGUGUGAUGCGUUUGAGAAGGUUGUGCAUGAGCUUGUAUGCCUGCUUGGUAAGGGCGAAUACAAGAUGGGGCUUGACCAAUGCAAUCUGACGAAUAUCCAGUAUUUCAAUGAUUUGCAGUGCUCAGCAUUGAUUGGGAUGAAGGGGACGUUCUGUGAGAAGAUGGGCAAGGCUUCUGAAGCAGAGAAGUUUUACCUACAGUCUGUACAGGUGUGCAAUGUGUUUGGGGAAAGUUGGCUUGCAUGGGGAAGGUUUUUGAUGAAUAAGGCGGAGAAGGAGGAGUGCGUAGUGUAUGAGGAGAGUUUUUUUGCGAUGCUGCAGGGUGUUAUAUACAGCGACGGAAAGAAUGCACGCAAAGGGAUACUGAAGCUACUGAGGAUGCUGAAGAAAGAUGGAAGGAUAUGUGAAGAAGGUCUGCUUGAGAAGAUACUGUGCGAAGCAGACAUGUCGAGAUUUAUUUAUUUUGUACCUCAGCUUAUUGAUCUUCUGAGCAGAAGAGAAGUGGGGGUUGCCGAGAUGAUACUUGUUAAGGUAGCGCAGGAGUAUGCGCAGGCAGUGAUACGGCCGUUGAAGCUGUGCAGGGAGAGGCUGAGGAUGCGUAUAUAUCCUAGGAAGUCUGAGAAUGAGUUUAUGAUGCAAAUGAACAAAUUGAAAAUGAGGUCGGUGAAUGGGAAUGAAAGAUGUUGUGAUGUUGAGAAGAAGAGGCAUCAUGAUGUUUUUCUGGAGAAUGUGAUGCGGGUGUACAACCAGGUGAAGAAUAGGAGAUAUGGAAGGGAGCUUUGGAAGAUACAGUGCUAUGUUUAUGAAUCGUUCCACUCGUGCAGAUUUAAGGAGGAGGAUCUGGUUUAUGAGGAGAUAGAGAAGAUUUUGAACAAUGCAGUGCAGCAUGUGAUAGGCAGAAGGGCGCCGAGUGCGAUUGAUCAGGUGAGUGUUCUUAAUGAGAUGAUAUCGCAUGUAUCGCUUUGUGGAGUUGGAAAGGAGCUGAAGGAAGAGGUGAUGUCAUGUGUUUUCAGGAUGAGAAGCCUGUGCCCUCUUGAGAAGAUAUGUGAUCUGGUUGAGUUUAGAAGCAAGCUGAAGAGGGUUGUUGAAGAAUCGUUUUGCAAGAAUGACAGGCUUGGAGAAGCGGGGAUCAAUAUGAUGCUACACAGGUCUGUGCACGAGCAUCGGAUGUUUGAGCAGUAUUGCGAGAUAAGGAGCAACUACAAGCGUUUGGUGGGUAUUGAGAUGUUUGAGCCCAGAUGGAGCUAUUUGCAUAGGAAAAUGAUUGGCAGAAGCAGGAUUCAUGUGAGAGGAAGCGAUGGGCGGUUAUACAGAUAUGAGAUACGAAAAGUGAAGGGGGGUAAUGGAAGAGAGCUGGUUGUGCCACAGAUGUCGUUGAUGGUAAAUGAGGUAGUAAGCGAGCAUGUGAGGCUUCGAAGGAAAGAAGCGGAGCUGAAGCUGUUUGUGCCUGUGAUGAUGUGUGAAGAUCUUGCUGUUGAGUGUGUUAAGGAGCCUGUGUAUGAGAUGAGCGAUGUGUAUGGAAGGAUGCUGAAUGGAUAUGGAAUGUGUGUGGACGAGUGUGUACUGUUGUGUUUGAACCACUUUGCAGCAUUGUAUGAAGUGGAUGAGAAGGAGAGUGAUGUGGUUGGAAGGAGGUAUGAUCUUAAGGACAGGACGCUGAGAAGAGUGACUAGGGAUGUUGCUAGCAAAGAUGCAAUGUGUGAGUGCCCAAAUAUAAGGAAGGAAGGAUGUAUACAGCAUGAAGAAGUGCAUGCAAACAUAGAGAAUGAAAUGAAAGCAGUGAUAUGUGGGCAAAAAGAAAGGUAUGCAUUGAAUAUAGCACUGAAGGAAGCAUCAUGUCUAGGAUGUGGAGAAGAAGGGAUAGAUAUUGAGCCAUGCACCUACAGAUAUGAUGUUACCAAGCAUCGGAAGCAAGAAGCAUAUGAGAAGAUGUACAAUACAUUUAAAGACAAGAGUUGCAUUGAGGAGUAUUUCAAGAAUGAGUAUAAGAGCUAUGGGAAGUAUUUUUGGAUGAAGGACAGGAUGCUUGUGAGCUAUUCGAUGAAUACGGCAUUUAUGUAUUUGCUCUCGAUUACGGAAAGAGAUGUAAAGAAGCUUGUAGUUACUAAGGAGUCGGGGUGCUUUAUGAGCAGAAUGGUGUGUAAUGAUGCGCAUGAAGUGCUGAGUAGAAGGAGAAUGGAGGAAGGGGUGAUAAGCCCGGGAUAUCAGAAGUUCUUUGGAAGAGAGGGGAUAGAAGGAACGCUGCUGUCUGUUAUGUAUCACUUUGCAGAGGUGCUGAAUGAAGAAGACUGGUAUGAGGAUGUAUUGAAAGUUUUGGGAAGCGGAGUGAUUGAGGAUUGUACAGAAGAGAUGGAGGAGAAUAUUUGUAAAGAAGGAGUGGAGAAGGUGAAGUAUGUGGUUGGCAAAGGAGAAGAUGGAACCUAUAAUGUUAUACCGAUGGUUAGCAAAUGGAUGGAUAUUUCUAAGCUUGGGCAAGUAGAUCCGAGAUGGAUUGCAUGGCUUUGA
Molecule: messenger RNA, 10335 nt
Organism: Ordospora pajunii
Lineage: Eukaryota; Fungi; Microsporidia; Ordosporidae
Product: FAT domain-containing protein
Exons: 1
Coding region: 1-10335 (3444 amino acids)
Biological process (GO): DNA repair; regulation of DNA-templated transcription
Cellular component (GO): nucleus; SAGA complex; NuA4 histone acetyltransferase complex
Molecular function (GO): protein binding
Source: RefSeq, a predicted model, not a curated record